Messenger RNA from Drosophila suzukii, 3070 nucleotides. RefSeq names its product endoplasmic reticulum metallopeptidase 1. The record is from RefSeq and is a predicted model, not a curated record. Gene Ontology annotation, biological process: proteolysis. Gene Ontology annotation, molecular function: metalloexopeptidase activity. NCBI's taxonomy places the organism in Eukaryota, Metazoa, Arthropoda, Insecta, Diptera, Drosophilidae.
GCAGACGACCGCCGACCGUCGAAGGGGACAGUUGUUCUCCCCGCCUCCAAUCAGCUGAUCCUCAUCGGCAGCCAACCGACCGCCUUUCCAAUUGGACUCGCGAUCGCCUCGCCCACCACUUAGAUUCAGUUUAUUUUCGGUCAUAUGUGCUAAUAAUCCCGCGAGUGCCAACUAAUUGUGCCGGUGGUUUCGUAGUGCAAGUGAUCGUCUUCCCGAAGGCGGAAGAUUCUUUCUGCAGGCCGAAGGCCACAAUGAAAUCGAAGUACGAGAACAUGAAGAUCAUCUACAACCGUAGCAAGAUCGGGUGGUAUUGGGCUCCCCUGUUUGUGUCCUGCUGGUUCCUGCUUUUCUACCUGGUGGUUAUACCAAGUUUCCACCGCAUGCCGCAACUGAAAACCAUCGAGGAUGAGCGCCAGCAGCCGGGUCAAUUCAUAGGGGAGCGAGCGGAGAACACCCUCUUGAGGCUCUCGAAGAUCGGACCCAAGGUCGUGGGCAGUGCUGCCAACGAACAGGUGGCCGUUCAGUUCCUGCUCAGCGAAAUUAACGACAUCAUUGACGGGGCGAAAUUAGACCUCUACGAUAUCGAAAGGGACGUUCAGGUCGCCUCCGGGAACUAUCUCCUCUGGUCCAUGGUCAAUGUCUAUCAGACCAUUCAGAAUGUGGUGGUGAAGCUUUCGCCCAAGAAUGCCACCAGCGAGGCUGCUCUUUUGAUAAACACCCACUUCGAUUCCGUUCCGGGAAGCUCGGGAGCCGGAGAUGCUGGCAUGAUGUGUGUCAUUAUGCUGGAAGUGCUGCGGGUAAUCACAAAGUACGAGACUCCACUAACCUACUCGGUGGUGUUCCUCUUCAACGGAGCCGAGGAGAGUCCCCUGCAGGGCAGCCACGCCUUCAUCACCCAACAUCCUUGGGCCCAAAACGUUAAAGCGGUCAUUAACUUGGACUCAGCUGGCAGCGGAGGACGGGAAAUUCUAUUCCAAUCCGGUCCCGAUCAUCCUUGGCUGAUGAAGUACUACGGCAAGAACAUAGUUCACCCUUUUGCCUCCACUAUCGGAGAGGAAUUGUUCCAGAAUGGCUUUGUUCCGUCAGAGACCGAUUAUCGCGUGUUCCGGGACUUUGGCCAUAUACCCGGUCUCGAUAUGGCGCAGACUUUGAAUGGCUAUGUGUACCAUACCAAAUAUGAUCGGUUUAAUAUCAUCCCGCGACGCACUUACCAACUGACUGGCGAAAAUAUUUUGGCUCUGGUCAAGGCUCUGGCGAAUGCUGAAGAACUGGAGAACCCAACGAAAUACGCCGAGGGUCAUAUGAUAUUCUUCGACAUGAUGGGCUGGUUCUUUGUCUAUUACCCGGAGAGCACUGGUGUCAUCAUCAACAUAUCCGUGUGUGUCCUGGUGUGCAUCACCAUCGUGGGUUAUAUCUGGAUCAUGUCCAGUAGUACGGGCAUGUUCCGUCGACGCAUCUGGGCAAAGUUCGGCAUUCUGACCGCUCUCCAGGUGGCGGGUGUUGCCCUGGGCAUUGCCCUGGUCAUGUCCAUAGCCUUGUUCCUGGACGCAGUGAAUCUCUCCAUGUCCUGGUUCUCGCAGAACUGGAUGCUUUUUGGUCUUUACUUCUGCCCCAUGAUAUUCGGCAUGGGCAUAGUGCCGGCUAUUUACUUUAGUCGCACCAAAGAGCAUGGUUUGCCUUUGGGCUAUGGAAUUCAGCUAUUGAUGCACUCGCAUUGUCUGAUCUUGACUGUUGUCACCGCCAUAAUGGUGAGCUACAGUAUCCGAUCUGCCUUCAUCAUCAUGCUCUGCAUUGGCUUCUACACACUAUCCGUGCUGAUCAACAUGGUCACUAAGGCCCACAAAACAAAUUUCCUGUGGCUUAUACCGCACUGCAUUUGCCAGGUGCUGCCCUUCAUGUUCUACACGUAUUGCUGCUAUGCCUUCUAUGUGGUUUUUGUGCCCAUGCAGGGACGCGAGUGUAAUACCAAUCCGGAGAUUCUGAUGGGUUUCUUUACGGCACUAAUGGUCCUGCUGUUUGCGCCCUUCCUAGUGCCUUUGUUCUGUCUGUUCCGCAAGUCCAAAACGAUUAUCUCAAUUUUUGGUAUCUGCACGAUAGUAUUUAUUAUAUUUGCCGCAACACCCAUUGCCUUUCCUUAUGCCGAGAAGACGGCAGCCCAAAGAUUCUUCGCUGUGCACACAGCCCGAACCUUUCACAAUGGUGAUGCUGCAAGCUCGGUUAGCCACUCGGAUUCGGGAUACUUUGUUCUUCCGGUCGAUCGACGUCCCCACACCGUGGAUGAUAUUCUCUUUGAAAACACUAACUUUACUAAGGCGGAACGUAUGGACUGUGAUUCGGAGCUUAUGUGCGGCUUUCCCAUUUACAGCUCUCGCUGGCUGAAUGCAGUUGACAAUAGCUACUUUGUACCUGGACCCCAGCCCAAUAUGCAAUAUAUUCCUACUUUAACCAUAUUGGAUAAAACAAGUAAUUCGGAUACGAAUAUUAAAUUCGAUCUUGAAAUCUCUGGACCAAGUCACACAAGCAUAUUCAUACUACCCUUAAACGAUACCAAAUUAGUGGAUUGGUCGUUCAUAAGAGAGCCGAUAGAUACAAAUGUACCGCCGCCUUACUAUGUGUACUGGUCGUAUGCAUUGGAUUCCAAGCCCCUGCAGUUUUCACUGGAAUUCGAGCACGAUGAUCCUAAUUGGUCAGGGGGGACUUUUAAAAUAGCCCUAAUGGGUCACCGAAUACACGACGACAUGUAUAUUACGCAAGACUUCAGGGACUUCCUGGCCACGUUUCCACCUUGGGCGCACGUUAGCUCCUGGCUUGGAUCCUAUAACAGUUGGCAACUUUAAACAUAGACCCAAAGUUCUUUCACGAACUCAACUCAAUCCCAUGUUUGCCAUGACACCUCAGCUACUUUUAACUUUGGUACUACUGAUCAAUUAACUAAUGUACCAGUAACCCUAAUGCAACGAACAAAGUGUCGAUACUCAUGGCACACCCCAUCAUGUAUUUACCAUUAGAACACUGUAGUUACUACUUUGUAAUUUUAUUAAAAUAUACUAUAAAUUAUUUAUUGAGAUAA